AUGUGGACUAUCCGGGGUGUUCUCGUCCUGGCGCAGCUCCUUGUGGGAGCUAGCGCGGACUACAGGUCCAAGAUCGAAGUGAUUCGCAAUCCAGCCUUCCCCCUCGAUGUGGUUGACAAGUUGGAGGAGGAUACCAUGGCCAAGGUCGAGGCCUAUAUGGCGAAGAAGAUCGCCGCCGGCAAGAACAACGGGUGCACGCUCGAGAACGCAGCCGUGCGGAGGGAGUGGAGCGACCUCAGCAACGAGCAGCGGGAGGAGUACAUCGCCGCCGUGCAGUGCCUGAUGAAGCUGCCGCCGCGGGCGCCCAAGGACAGGUUCCCAGGCGCGCUCAGCCGCUUCGACGACUUCGUGGCCUACCACAUGUCGCACGCGGCUCAGCUGCACGACCCGCUGCACCUGUUCCCCGCCCACAAGCAGUUCCUCUACGUGUACGAGCAGGCGCUGCGCAACGAGUGCAACUACACGGGCUACCAGCCGUACGAGAACUACGACCGCUACGCCCGGGACCCGAUCCACUCGCCGCUGUUCAACGGCAACGCGUCGAGCAUGGGCGGCAACGGCGCACCCGACCCCCAGUACACGGGCCUACCGCAGCCGGGCCGGACGCCCAACAUCAUCAAGAGCGGCGGCGGCGGCGGCUGCGUGACCGAGGGACCGUUCAAGGACAUGGUGGUCAGCCUCGGCCCAACAUCCAUGUCGCCCUACCACGGCCUCAGCAUCCCCAAGAACCCGCGGUCGGACGGCACGGGGUCCAACCCGCGGUGCCUGCGCCGCGACGUCAACCGCAACGCCGCCAUGGGCGCCACCGCCGACCGCGCCUACAGCCUCAUCACCAAUAACAGCAACAUCGACGGCUUCUACAACCAGCUGCUGGGCAACCCGCCGCCCAAGAACGACCCCUAUCCGUGGGGGAUCCACACCGCCGGCCAUUACAUCCACGCGCUCGACCCGGGCGGCGACCCAGCCACCUCGCCGGGCGACCCGGUGUUCUACUUCCACCACGGCGCGAUCGACCGGCUGUGGUGGAUCUGGCAGAUGCAGGACCCGGACGCCCGCCUCAACGCCGUGCCCACCGGCGGCGGCGGCAUGCCGGGGAUGCCGGGCAUGGGCGGCGGAAGUGCGCAGGACCCGUCCACGGCCGUGAUCGAUCUUGAGUGGCUUGCGGGGCCGAUCAAAUUGCUCGAGGCGCAUGAUCAGUUGGGGGGGAAUGGUGGGGCGUUUUGCUAUGUUUAUGUGUAA
Messenger RNA from Thermothielavioides terrestris NRRL 8126, 1239 nucleotides. RefSeq lists its product as uncharacterized. Gene Ontology annotation, molecular function: oxidoreductase activity. The transcript has 5 exons. NCBI's taxonomy places the organism in Eukaryota, Fungi, Ascomycota, Sordariomycetes, Sordariales, Chaetomiaceae. The coding region runs from base 1 to 1239 and encodes 412 amino acids. The record is from RefSeq and is a predicted model, not a curated record.